UCCAACAUUCUACAUUACAUUUCUACAAGUUACAACUGAGAAAUGUUCAAGCGUGAGUUGUGUACAACUAGUUUGAUUUUUUUCGUAUUGUGUACAUGAUCUAGAUUGUUAUUUGUCAAAAAUUCAAAAUGAAUGAUUCAAUUUGUCCAGCUUGGAGUGACGACGUGGAUCCAGCGCACACCAUUUCUCUUUCAUCAUUGAAUAUAACAUCUGGUGUUGAUAUUCCUAAACAAGUCAAUCAAGUAGAAAACGUUCAUGAGGUUUGUCUACCGCCUGAAUUGAUGGAAAAAAUUGUUUGUUAUUUUGAUUGUGAUACUUUGUUUAAAUUUAAACAGUUGUCAAAGACAUGUCAUGAUAUUACUAAUAAUGCACUUCGUUUUAAUAAACAAUGGAAAAAAAUUUGCCAUCUUGAAAUACCAAAGAAAUAUUUAAUUGAUCUGUUCACUAAACAGCUUGAUAACAAGAUUCCAUUUGAUUUGCUUUCAGACAAUCAUUAUGAAACCGCAUAUAAAAAUUGGCUUUAUUGGCAAAAUCCUGUUUUUAAAUUAUCCCUUAUAGGACAACACGAUUUUUUGGGUCAUGAUGGAACAGUUAAAAUUAUUUGUCAUAAAAAUAAUGUCAUGAUUGUAUUUUCAAAUUUUAUGUAUUUAUUUUCAAUUACAAAAAACCAGAACACAGGAAACUAUGAUCUUAUAAAUAUUGAUAUGGAAGCUUGCAAAAUAAACACACUUGUAGUGUUAAAUCCUAGACCUGAAACAAAUCAAGAAACUGGGGAAGAUAAUAUUUUCAUCGAUUGCCACGAAAAUCAUUCAAACGUGUGCCCUUUGCAUAAUACAAAAAAAGGAGAGCAUGAUGGAAAGAAAAAAAAAUAUACUGGAAAUCUUGUUGAUGUUGACAUGAACUUUUAUACAAAUACAUGCUGUUGGGUCCGAGAAACAUGGUACGAAUGGCAUUCAAAUAUUGAUUCAAAAAUUACCAAAGGCCACUUCUGCCCUCAUUUAAGUUGCAUUUUGUUUACAUCAGUAGUUCAUGGGUUGAUAAUCAGUCGUAAUCAGAUUAAUAGCAUUUUAAUUCACGGCAUUCAUAAGGAUUCAUGUAUAAUGGUUCGUUCAUGGCUAAAGAAAAAACAUGCUGGAGCUUCUGCAGUAUACUUGUAUACAAACAUUUUGUUUAUUGGAACUAUUAAUGGUUUUUUAUUGGCAUAUCGUUUGCACUGUAUGGAUGAUUUAAUUAGUCUAAAAGAUAAGAAUAUAUUAUUUGAAAAACAAUUGGAAAUUGGCCUAAUAACUAUGUUUGACAUCAUGGAUUUUGAAGAUGUUAAAGCGAUAGUAGUUGCAUCAGAAAAUACUGUUCUUUGGAUUAAAAUUAAUUAGAAUUUAUAAUAUGUGUUCUUAACUUUUUUUAGUCUGUGUGUUUAUUCUUAAGAAAAUCUUUAAUUAGAAAGGUAUUAAGGUUUAAUUCUACACUUAAAAUCAAAAAAUUUUCUUUUUCAUAUUAAAYRACAAUUUA
Molecule: messenger RNA, 1509 nt
Organism: Diuraphis noxia (Russian wheat aphid)
Lineage: Eukaryota; Metazoa; Arthropoda; Insecta; Hemiptera; Aphididae
Molecular function (GO): protein binding
Source: RefSeq, a predicted model, not a curated record